This is a messenger RNA of Nilaparvata lugens (brown planthopper), 3330 nucleotides long. RefSeq lists its product as uncharacterized. The transcript has 2 exons. The record is from RefSeq and is a predicted model, not a curated record. Gene Ontology annotation, molecular function: zinc ion binding; nucleic acid binding. Bases 66 to 1334 code for a protein of 422 amino acids. NCBI's taxonomy places the organism in Eukaryota, Metazoa, Arthropoda, Insecta, Hemiptera, Delphacidae.
AAUAAGUGGGUCACUGGAACAUAACCAUACAGCAGCUAUCUUCAUACGUCAUCGUCGUCGGAUAGAUGAGGUCACCAACCAAACCACCGGAUGGACUGAUCCCGCAAUUCGAGGAGGAGGAAGAAGAGGAUAACUUUCCAGGGAACCAAGGACUCAAAGUACGAGAACAACCAGGUAAAAUGGAAACUGUUGAACAAUUAUUGCUGAGUGAAUUCAACACAGACAUAAUGAACAUGAAGAGUAUCUCUUCGGAAUUCAAGGAAUGGGCUUCGUCAGAAUUUAAAAAAAACAAGGUUUCCAGAGCCGAAUAUGAUAAUUUCUUAGAAUUAGUUCAAAAAUUAGCAUUGGUAAUCGUGAAAGUAGAAACGAGAGCAGUUACUAUUAGCCAAAUAAGUGAUACUUUAGGGCAUCCGAAAAUUCAUGACUCAUUACAGGACAUAAGCAAAUCUGUUCAGGAAAUUAAAAAUAAAGACAGGCCUAUUACUUACGCAGACAUGAUACAACUACCGAAAAAAGCUACUUCAAGCGAUCCCCAGUCCAAUAAUCAAGUCAGGAAAAUCCUUCCAAAAGAACAGGUAGUCUUAAUUAAACCCUCAAAUUCCACCGGUAAUGAGAAACAAGACAGUGAAAAAAUAAAAGGAACACUGAAAACCAACAUCGCGAGAAAGGAUAACAUUAAAAUAAAAAAGACAGUACCCGUUAGAGGAGGAGGUUUACUCAUUGUUCUGGAUUCUCUAGAGGACAAAAAGAAAUUAUUGAAGAAUAAAGCUGUGAAUAAUGAUCAAAUCAAGAUAACUGAGCCCCAAAAUAAAAAACCCAGGAUAAUUGUUUAUGAUGUUCCAUCUGAUCUCACUAACAAAGAGGUAACUGAAGAAAUAUAUAACAAAAAUUUUGUCAAUUCAGGAAUAGAAAAACAAAAAUUUGAAGAAGGUUGCAAGCCAUCAUUCAAAUUAGGGCCGAAAAACAAGGAUUCCGUGCAUUGGGUAGUAGAAUGUGAACCCGAAAUUAGGAAAGCAAUAAUUAAUAAGAAAAAAAUAUUUAUAGAUAUGACAUCAUGUAGAGUUAAUGAUUAUCAUGCAGUGCAAAGGUGCUAUAAAUGUCAAGUCUAUGGGCACAUCACAAAACAUUGUAAAAAGGAAGAAGAUAUCUGUGGUCAUUGCUCCAUCACAGGGCACAACAUCAAAACCUGCCCUUCAAUCGAUAAACCUCCAGUAUGUUUUAACUGCAAAAGAGCUGAUAAACCCUCAGACCACAAAGUAAACUAUCUAAAGUGUCCCAGCUAUGUGAAAGCAUUGCAACAAUCAAUUGAUCGAACAAAUUAUGGAAGUGCUUAAAAAGAUUAAAAAUAGAAUUUCCAGCUCAAAAUCAUCAAAUAAAUUCACAGCAUCAAAUAUAAAAAUAGAUAUUCAAGAUUUCCUAUCAUCUAUUAAAAAAACAGAAUUAAUAAAACAGUCAGCGAAAAGUAGGACGUCUUUGAUUUUCAGCUUUGGUCAAUAUACAGAUUUUAAUUUAUCAUUAGCUCGCUGGAAUAAAAAUUGUUUACGUAUUUCAGAAGGCGUUGCACAUUCAAUCAAGAAGAAAACGCUGAGUCAAGAUGAAUACAAUAGCUUACCUACUGUUUAUUUACGGAACGUAAAUAAUAGCUCAAUUCGUUUUCAUCUUGUUAAAAAUUCAUUGACAUUGAUAUUAGCGCAAAAUAAUAACAAUGAGGCUCAAUUAGGUAUCCGUGACCUCUUACUGGUAAUAGACGAAUAUGCAUCGAUAAAUAAAUACAACAUUACGAUUGGAAUAGAUUCUUUUGAUAUUGACUCCGAGUUUACAUGCUUGGACAUUUUAAGUUUAGUAAUUAAAACUAAAAACCUGAAUUAUGUAUUCUAUUACAGAGGAAUAAACAAUCUAAAGUUCUUGGAUAUACCACAUGAAAACGAUGGCUCUGAAGAUUGUCCAAAAGGAUACCUACCGUAUGAUUCUAUUCUUUAUGCUUAUUUGAACAGUAUGAUAGAACUCAGGAACUUUAUUCAACAGUAUGAUGUUCUGAAUGCGGAUUUAUAUAGGGGAGUACUAUCAUCACUGAAUAGUAAUAUCUCUUCUUCAGCAGCAUGUAUUCAAGAGAUAAGGCGAAACGAGAUGAACAUCUACGACAAUCGACUUAAGACUUUCCUGUGGCCGACAUCCACUACAUAUCGAAUGGGCUUCUGUUUAGAAAAUGAAGGAAAAUACGUACCCUACAAUGAAACAACAAAGUCAUUCUUAACUAAGGAAAAGUAUAUUCUAGUCAGUAGAGACACCCAAAUCAUGCUGAAUGCUGAGCUGCUGAAGAAUAUUCUAAAAGUUGACAUCACAAAUUGUAAGAUGCCAAAAAUAACUUGGAUGGAUGGAGUUCCAGGGUGUGGUAAAACUCACUUUAUCCUUCAGCAACAUACACCAGGUAAAGAUCUCAUUUUGUGUCAGACAAGAGCUGGAAUAAAUGAAAUUAGGCAAGAGGUGAAUAGAAUUCACAAAAAUAAAUAUGAAAGAAUAAUUAAACAGGAUUAUAGAACAGUUUCAUCUUUUAUAAUAAACGGAUCAAAAAAGCAGUACAAACGUGUUUUCAUAGAUGAAGCAGUAUUAAUGCAUGCAGGUUUCGUGGGAUUUGUCUCAUCUCUCGCUGGUGCUUCUGAGAUUAUUCUGCUAGGAGAUUCAAACCAAAUACCUUACAUAGAGAGAAGUAAAUUAACAGCUGAAUGGUCACACAUUUCAUCUCUCUGUGAGAAGAGAAUCCAUCAAACAGUAACUAGAAGGUGUCCAAUAGACGUCUGCUACAUCCUUUCCAGCUACUACCAGGACAUUAGUACGAAAAAUGAGGUCCUGUUAUCCGUCAGACCUCCAAUAACAAAUGGAGAACUUGGACCACUUGAACCUAACACUCUGAUUCUUACAUUCACUCAGCUCGAGAAGAAAACAGUGCUAGAAGAGCUGCAAUCAAAACUUCACCCUUCAGUUAAAGUCCAUACAAUUCAUGAAGCACAGGGCUUAACUCACAAGAAUGUAGUUCUGAUAAGGAACAAUAAAAAACAACUUGGAAUAUAUAACAGCACACAACAUGUAAUAGUAGCAAUGAGCAGACACACACAAACCUUCAGAUAUAUCACAACAGGGCAAGAAGAUUUAGUGCUGACCCUAAUUCGAAAACUAAAGGAUGUUAGUGAAGAGUUUCUCUUAAGCUGGAAUGAAAGAAACAUGGAAGGGAUUAAUGAGAGUUUAAAUAAUGAGUAACAACAACUUAUCAAAUUUGCUCAGCUUCGAGGAUCUUGAUUAUUUUGAAGAAAUAAACGAUGAAGUGAUCAACAA